AUGAUACAACCCGCCCCUGUUCACCGCGAUGGCCAGUUGACCUCUGGUUUUUGGGGAAAUCAUACAUCCACCAUUGAUUGGUGUGAGAAUAACUACGUCCACACACAAUUUAUUGCGGAAACCUAUAAUACCCUAUCCAACAUUCCGUUUGUAGUCCUAGCUAUUGUAGGAGCCGCCACGGUUCUGAAGCCCAAUGGAGAGCUACGGCCUCUCCCUCACUCCGGUCGUUUCAUGUUAAUGCACGCGUUGCUUGCGUUGGUUGGGACCGGCUCUUUUGUGUUCCAUGCGACAUUGAAAUGGAGGGCACAAGUUAUGUUUGACGAGAUGCCCAUGCUCUUAGUAACUUGUGCAGCCCUGUACUCCAUUCGCGUACCGCUAAAACCACAAGCGUUGGGGACACUCAGAAAUACGUCAUAUCAUGGCGCCGAUGAAGAUCCUGAUUUCUGGCUUCGUCGGAGAUGGCAGAUUGGGACGCCGUUAUUCGCGCUAUGUACAUGUGCCAUAUAUUUAUUAUACCCCAUUCCUCUGUUGCAUCAAUUCACUUUCGCUGGUUUGAUGUGCAUAAAUGCGUUUGUGGUCUUUGGACUAUUGACCCACCCAAACCUCAAGAUACCCCUUCCUUCCCGCCCCUCGAAAUCGAUCUCUUUGGUCGAAAAACCUGCAGCCGAGACGGCAGGCAAAGUGGCCUUCCGUACCCUCGGCUCUGGGCUUCUUAUAUUUAACACAGGAUUCGCGAUAUGGAUAGCCGAUAACUUAUUUUGUGACAGUUUGGGAAGCAUACGAGAAUGGGCUUCUGGGAGUGAUGUCGGUUUGGUGGGAUUAUUAACCCAAGGCCACGCAUGGUGGCAUUUGCUUACUGGACUUGGAGCAAACUGGCUGAUAGUUGGGCUUACUUAUCUCCGACUCGCGGUGUCUGACCCGCUUUCAUAUGAGGUUGCUCAUUACUGGGGUUGUGUACCUUAUGUCCGAUGGAGAGAUGCGCCGAAUGAACGAACAGAAAAGAAUAUAGUGAAUUAA
Rhizoctonia solani is the source of this 1017-nucleotide messenger RNA. Its product is annotated as alkaline ceramidase. Lineage: Eukaryota; Fungi; Basidiomycota; Agaricomycetes; Cantharellales; Ceratobasidiaceae. The record is from RefSeq and is a predicted model, not a curated record. Gene Ontology annotation, biological process: ceramide catabolic process; ceramide biosynthetic process. Gene Ontology annotation, cellular component: endoplasmic reticulum membrane. Bases 1 to 1017 code for a protein of 338 amino acids. The transcript has 4 exons.